Messenger RNA from Larimichthys crocea (large yellow croaker), 565 nucleotides. RefSeq names its product elongation factor 1-alpha-like. The transcript has 3 exons. The record is from RefSeq and is a predicted model, not a curated record. NCBI's taxonomy places the organism in Eukaryota, Metazoa, Chordata, Actinopteri, Sciaenidae. Gene Ontology annotation, molecular function: GTP binding. The annotation marks the transcript as partial.
AACAAGAUGGACUCCACCGGGCCCCCCUACAGUGAGGCCCGUUUCAAUGAAAUCACCAAGGAAGUGACUGCCUACAUCAAGAAGGUCGGCUACAACCCCAAAGGCGUUGCCUUUGUCCCCAUCUCUGGAUUUUACGGAGACAACAUGCUUGAGGCCAGUGACAAGAUGAACUGGUUCAAGGGAUGGAAGACUGAGCACUCCAGUGGAACCACCCUGCUGGAGGCUCUUGAUGCCAUCCUCCCACCGAAGCGUCCCACCGACAAGGCCCUCCGUCUGCCCCUGCAGGAUGUCUACAAAAUUGGCGGUAUCGGAACUGUACCUGUCGGCCGUGUUGAGACUGGUAUCCUGAAGUCCGGUAUGGUCGUCACCUUCGCUCCCGGCAACCUGACCACUGAGGUGAAGUCUGUGGAGAUGCACCACGAGUCUCUGUCAGAGGCUCUCCCCGGUGACAACGUCGGCUUUAAUGUCAAGAACGUGUCCAUCAAGGAAAUCCGCAGAGGAAACGUGGCUGGUGACAGCAAGAACAAUCCUCCCCAGUCAGCUGCAAGUUUCACAGCACAGGUGA